Molecule: messenger RNA, 1174 nt
Organism: Sabethes cyaneus
Lineage: Eukaryota; Metazoa; Arthropoda; Insecta; Diptera; Culicidae
Gene: RfC3
Product: replication factor C subunit 5
Exons: 4
Coding region: 108-1100 (330 amino acids)
Biological process (GO): DNA-templated DNA replication; DNA repair
Cellular component (GO): DNA replication factor C complex; nucleus
Molecular function (GO): DNA clamp loader activity; ATP hydrolysis activity; DNA binding
Source: RefSeq, a predicted model, not a curated record
UGGCGCAAUUAUUGUUUAGCGUUGCUUGUUUACCCUCAAACUUUUAGAUAAAUUCGCGGUGUUAGUGCUACUUUUAUAAUACUAUUUAAUUAUUUUCUGCCAAAAAAAUGCUAAAAGACGGUAGGUCCAAUCUACCCUGGGUGGAAAAGUACCGGCCAGCUACCCUCAGCGAUCUCAUAUCCCACGAAGAAAUCAUUUCCACAAUUAACAAAUUUAUCCAAGAGGACCAGCUGCCGCAUUUGCUAUUCUAUGGACCACCAGGAACCGGAAAAACCAGUACCAUUCUGGCAUGUGCUCGGCAGCUCUACAAACCACAGUCCUUCAGUCAGAUGGUACUGGAACUGAAUGCCUCCGAUGAUCGCGGUAUCAACAUAGUGCGUGGCCAGAUUUUGAAUUUUGCCUCAACGCGAACCAUUUUCAGCGGUGGCUAUAAGUUGAUAAUUCUGGAUGAGGCUGAUGCAAUGACUAAUGAUGCACAGAACGCUCUCCGGAGGAUAAUCGAGAAAUACACGGAUAAUGUCCGGUUUUGCAUCAUUUGCAACUAUCUAAGCAAGAUCAUUCCAGCGUUACAGUCGCGUUGUACAAGAUUCCGAUUUGCGCCUCUGGCGGCUGAGCAGAUUUUGCCACGAUUGGAGCAUGUCGUGGAGGCAGAAGGGAUUAAAGUUUCUGACGACGGUAAAAAAGCUCUCAUGACAUUAGCUGGAGGUGAUAUGAGAAAGGUUCUAAACGUUCUUCAAAGCACCUGGAUGGCGUACAAAGACGUGACUGAGGACAAUGUUUACACCUGUGUGGGGCAUCCACUUAAAAGUGAUAUUACUAACAUUGUAAAUUGGCUUUUGAAUGUUGAAAGUUUCAAGGAAACGUUUGACAAAAUUCAAGAACUGAAAACCAACAAGGGUCUGGCCCUGGAGGAUAUUCUUACUGAGAUUCACUUGUACGUCCAUCGGAUGGAGCUUCCACCACGAGUUAUGUCGCAGUUGUUGAUAAAAAUGGCAGCCAUAGAAGAGCGAUUGGCUGCUGGUUGCACGGAGAAGCCUCAAACGGCAUCGCUCAUUGCGGCGUUUCAAAUCGCGCGCGAUCAAGUUAUUGUCGAGGGCUAACCUCCAGCGACUGUUUAGAACAGUUGUCUCUGCACACGGUGAGAUGGUGUUCGUUGGUAAGUGAUACAUUUUAU